AUGCCUUGUUUGUCUGACGCAGAGGAAGGCAGCAUAGCCACAGACGUCGGCACGCUGCACCCACAGAGCUCCACGCAGGCGGACAACGUGUCGUCUCUAAUAUUCUCCAAUAUCUGUUCCCGAUCCGCUGGCACAUUGACGUCCACCGGGCAAGAUCCGAAGCCAGAGGAGAUGGCGAGCUCCGUGGGCAACGUGGCGGACAGCACAGAACCGACAAAACGUAUUCUUUCAUUCCAAGGGUUGGCUGAGCUGGCGCACAGAGAGUAUCAGUCGGGGGACUUCGAGGCCGCCGAGCGCCACUGCAUGCAACUAUGGCGCCAGGAGCCAGACAACACCGGGGUGCUGCUGCUGCUGUCCUCCAUACACUUCCAGUGCAGAAGGCUUGACAGGUCCGCACACUUCAGUACUUUAGCCAUUAAACAAAACCCGAUGCUCGCCGAAGCAUAUUCCAACCUGGGGAAUGUGUACAAGGAGCGUGGGCAGCUGCAGGAGGCCAUUGAGCACUACCGCCACGCGCUGAGGCUAAAGCCGGACUUCAUCGAUGGAUACAUCAACUUAGCAGCAGCUCUCGUGGCUGCGGGCGACAUGGAGGGAGCCGUGCAGGCCUACGUGUCUGCCUUGCAAUAUAAUCAUGAUCUUUAUUGUGUACGCAGUGAUUUGGGCAAUCUUUUAAAAGCCCUUGGGCGUUUGGAAGAGGCUAAGGCUUGUUACCUGAAAGCCAUUGAGACGCAACCAAACUUUGCAGUGGCAUGGAGCAACCUGGGUUGUGUAUUCAAUGCCCAGGGAGAGAUAUGGCUGGCAAUACACCAUUUUGAAAAGGCUGUAACACUUGAUCCCAAUUUCCUUGAUGCGUACAUUAACUUGGGGAAUGUGCUAAAAGAGGCUCGCAUUUUCGACAGAGCUGUGGCUGCAUACCUUCGAGCCUUGAGUCUUAGCCCCAACCAUGCGGUCGUCCAUGGAAACUUGGCCUGUGUUUACUAUGAACAAGGCCUCAUUGACCUGGCCAUCGACACCUAUCGACGGGCAAUUGAAUUACAGCCACAUUUCCCUGAUGCCUACUGCAAUUUGGCAAAUGCAUUGAAAGAGAAAGGAAACGUUCCAGAAGCAGAAGAGUGCUACAACACAGCCCUUCGCUUGUGCCCUACCCAUGCCGACUCCCUUAAUAACUUGGCCAAUAUUAAGCGUGAGCAGGGCAACAUUGAAGAAGCGGUUCAACUGUACAGAAAAGCUCUAGAAGUUUUCCCUGAGUUUGCAGCAGCUCAUUCUAAUCUGGCAAGUGUCUUGCAACAGCAAGGAAAACUCCAGGAAGCUCUGAUGCACUACAAGGAGGCCAUCAGGAUCAGUCCCACGUUUGCCGAUGCUUAUUCAAACAUGGGAAACACAUUGAAGGAAAUGCAGGAUGUCCAGGGAGCGCUGCAGUGCUACACACGUGCCAUUCAAAUCAACCCUGCCUUUGCUGAUGCUCACAGCAAUCUUGCUUCUAUUCAUAAGGAUUCUGGAAACAUCCCAGAGGCCAUUGCAUCUUACCGCACAGCCCUGAAGCUUAAGCCUGACUUUCCAGAUGCUUACUGUAACUUGGCACACUGCCUUCAGAUUGUGUGUGAUUGGACUGAUUAUGACGAGCGAAUGAAGAAGCUUGUGAGCAUUGUGGCUGACCAACUGGAUAAGAAUCGUUUGCCUUCUGUGCACCCCCACCACAGCAUGUUGUAUCCCCUGUCUCACAAUUUCCGGAAGGCAAUUGCAGAACGUCAUGGAAACCUUUGCCUGGACAAGAUUAAUGCACUACACAAACCGGCCUAUGAGCAUCCAAAAGAUCUGAAAGCCAGUAAUGGCCGUCUCCGUGUUGGUUAUGUCAGUUCUGACUUUGGCAACCACCCAACUUCACACCUGAUGCAAUCUAUUCCUGGAAUGCACAAUCCAGAGAAGUUUGAGGUUUUCUGCUAUGCACUGAGUCCUGAUGACAGCACUAACUUCCGUGUUAAAGUAGUAGCAGAGGCUCAUCACUUUACAGAUCUCUCCCAGAUACCUUGUAAUGGAAAGGCAGCUGAUCGCAUUCACCAAGAUGGAAUUCACAUCCUUGUCAACAUGAAUGGAUACACUAAAGGAGCACGCAAUGAACUGUUUGCCCUGCGCCCUGCCCCCGUUCAGACUAUGUGGCUGGGAUACCCAGGAACAAGUGGUGCUCCGUUUAUGGACUACAUUGUCACUGACAAAGAGACCUCGCCCAUGGAGCUGGCGGAGCAGUAUUCAGAGAAAAUGGCCUACAUGCCUCACACCUUCUUUAUUGGAGACCAUGCAAACAUGUUUCCUCAUCUCAAGAAAAAAGCAGUCAUUGACUUCAAGUCGAAUGGCCACAUUUUUGACAACCGCAUUGUGCUGAACGGCAUUGACCUGAAGGCUUUCCUCGACAGCCUUCCAGAUGUUAAAGUCAUAAAGAUGAAAUGUGAUGUCAACCAGGAGCCUUCUGGAGACACAAACGGAGCCCUGUCCAUGCCCGUGAUUCCCAUGAACACAGCGGCUGAAGCCAUCAUCAACAUGAUUAACCAGGGGCAGAUCCAGGUCACCAUCAAUGGCUUCACUGUCAGCAACGGCCUGGCAACCACACAGAUUAACAACAAGGCUGCCACAGGGGAAGAGGUUCCACGUACAAUAGUUGUGACGACUCGUUCGCAGUAUGGUCUGCCAGAAGACUCCAUUGUGUACUGCAACUUUAACCAGCUCUAUAAGAUUGAUCCACCUACUCUUCAGAUGUGGGCUAAUAUCCUGAAGAGGGUGCCCAACAGUGUGCUCUGGCUCCUGCGGUUCCCUGCUGUGGGAGAGCCUAACAUCCAGCAGUAUGCUCAGAACAUGGGCCUGCCUGCGUCCAGAGUCAUCUUUUCUCCCGUGGCACCAAAAGAAGAGCAUGUGAGGAGAGGCCAGUUGGCAGAUGUUUGCCUCGACACUCCUCUGUGCAAUGGUCACACAACGGGCAUGGAUGUCCUCUGGGCGGGAACACCAAUGGUCACAAUGCCAGGUGAGACGUUGGCUUCUCGUGUGGCUGCAUCACAACUGGCUUGCUUGGGCUGUCCAGAGCUUAUGCCUCACACUCGCCAGGACUACGAAGAUAUUGCAGUCAAACUAGGUUCCGACAUGGAGUACCUUAAGAUGAUCAGAGCUCGCGUUUGGAAACAGCGAAUCUGCAGUCCACUUUUUAACACCAAGCAAUACACCAUAGAUUUGGAAAGGCUUUACCUUCAGAUGUGGGAGCACCAUGUGAAUGGAAUCAAAUCGGAGCACCUCGUCAAUGUCCAUCCGCCAGAAAGCACAGAGAAGGCCUGA
Messenger RNA from Knipowitschia caucasica, 3318 nucleotides. NCBI's taxonomy places the organism in Eukaryota, Metazoa, Chordata, Actinopteri, Gobiiformes, Gobiidae. The record is from the annotation of a GenBank genome assembly.